This is a messenger RNA of Eupeodes corollae, 968 nucleotides long. RefSeq lists its product as uncharacterized. Bases 1 to 882 code for a protein of 293 amino acids. The record is from RefSeq and is a predicted model, not a curated record. The transcript has a single exon. Lineage: Eukaryota; Metazoa; Arthropoda; Insecta; Diptera; Syrphidae.
AUGAGACGUGCUGCUUUGCUCCUAAUUGUGGCUUUUUUUCUUAAAUCAUCGACUUGUUCCAAUCUAAAUCCACCUAAACCAACUUCUGGACUCCAUCACUCCAAUCAAGCACAAUAUGUUCACGAUAAAGAAGAUCCCCUAAAAUCUGAACAAACCUCCGAGGAAGAACAACAGGAUCCAUAUCAACUUCUCAAUGAACGAAUGCCACCCCAUCUUAAUAGUUGGAAUUUUUUUCAAAACCAUCAGCAAGCCGCAGCUAUGCCACCGACAAAUAAAUUCCUUCCAUUUAUGGGCUAUCCCCAACCGAUCUUCAUCCCCUAUCCAUUAAUACUUUCGCCAGAGAUGUUUUACCCGUUUAGUGGUCAAAAUGACAUAGAAGAUGCAAUGGCUAGAGCUGGAAAUCGUCGCACAGCAUCCUACCGCAAUUCACCAAUCUAUUAUGUACGACUUCCUCCAACACCGUACAUGUUCAUUCCAGGCUUGGGCUACACCUCUCAGCCGGGAACUUUUACACCGAAUUUUUCACCAAUUCUACCCUACAAUUCUUAUCCAGCGGUUCCGCUUAGUUCGAUCUUCAAUUUGCCUGUGAACUUUUUGGCAAAUGGUAAACCAAAUGGAAUUUAUCAAAUGGAAUCACCAAAUGAUUUGCAAAGUCAGAUGACGGCACCCCAAAGGCAACAACCACCACCGCCACCUCCACCGGCCUAUCGACCAUCCUAUUUAGGACAACAAUCUUUCAUGUCACCACCGACUGAUACCAAAAUGACAAACUUGAAGAGACCGUUUGUCUUCAAUGGCCGACCGGAAGAUAUUUUCAUAUUGCCAAACAAUUUCAAUCCGAUGCAAUCUAUGUACCAGGACUCUUUGUCGGGAUAUUAUUAAGCUUUUUUUGAAGACUGACUUAUUUAAGUGAUUAAUCAUAAUUAUUAUAAAUAAACAAUUUAAUUUAAUAAAAACAAAUACUUUAA